AUGUUUUUUUCAAUAAAACCAGUAGCAUUUUACACUCUUAGGUGUACUCCGGAAGAGGAAGUUAACUAUCGUUAUUGUGUUCUACAUCGAACAUUCAUCAUGGAACGAAAUCCAUACACACGCACGUCUACUAUGAAUAGUGUAUUUCUUUCAUUUGGUCAGGAGUUUUUCAAAAUGCCACGCAGAAAUCGAUAUAUAUUGUUUGAAUCAUUUGUGUUGGCGAUGAAACGUUGCGCUUACCCAACCGAUCUUCUAUUAGCUGACGAUAACCUUUCUAAGCGCAGACGUUUAGAAGCAGAUACAAUAAAUGUUCAUUCAACUUCCAACGUCGUAAAUGAUCCAACAUUGCAUUCAGGAGCAAUCUUUCACUUACCGACAGCCCGAUUCAACCAUCAGGACGGUAUUGUGCCUUCUUAUGGACACCUGAAUAAUGAGAGCUCAUCUCGACGAACGGUUUCGAAUGGCUGUCAUGAUUCGGAUGCUGUAAAGCAAACUACUGUUACCGCAAUCGUAUUACCAGAAACGACUCGUGAUGAAGUUGUGACUGGAUCGAUUUCUAUUCAUCAAGGUGAUUUGAUUGCAGAGGACACUGAUGUUAUUGUAGUAUGCCGAUCAUCAAGAACUAUACGCGAAAGCGUCCUCGAAGCCGGUGGAUAUUUGAUGAAGCUUUCAUAUAACAACGAAUUAGACAUGGGUUCGACUGAUCCCGUUAUUAGUAUAGCAGCUACUGGCCAAGUUUGCGCAAGAAAAGCUUAUUUUCUAGCAUGGAAACCUUCUGUCGAUACCGAUGCACUUCGUCAAUCGGUUAGUACAUUCAUCUGUGAUGCUAUGAGCAAAGCAGCCAGUGAAAACGUACGCAGUAUUGCAUUUCCUGCUAUCGGCUGCGGUGGAUAUGGGUGUACAAUCAGUCUAAUCGCUCAAACAAUGGUCGAAGCAAUCUCUCAACAACUAACGUUGUAUCCCAUGUCUGUAUCUGUGGUAGUACAAUCAGAUCGAACGGAUGUUCGCAAUGAGUUUCAGAAACAAGUAAAUUUAGUUCAAUCAACGUCGCAGGCGGGAUCUGUAGCAUUAGGCAUUGGAACGGGACUGAUAGAAGUGCAAAUGGGGGAUAUCACCCGACAAAACGUCGAUGUAAUUAUUGGAAGCUCUUCAUCGAGAAUCUUAAGAAGAAGCAUUAUGAGCGCAGCAGGUGCAGAUGUUCAGAUGGCAUAUGCAGAUCAGUGCGAAAAGAAUCCGAGUGCAUUGAUAGUUUCACUUCAGCCCGGUCGGUUACCCUGUAAACAAAUAUUCUUUGUUAAGUGGCAGCCAGACUCAGACGAAAAACUUCUCCAGCAAUCUCUCGUCGAUUUUGUUUGGACUGUAAUCCAAAAUGUUAUUUCUUAUAAGUAUACAUCCGUGGCAUUUCCGGCGAUCGGUUGUGGAAAUCAUGCAUGUCCUGUUGAUCUUGUUGCUAAGACAAUAAUCAAAGAGAUAAAGCAUCAGCUGAAUAUCAGAAAUAUUCCAUUGUCGGUCAAAUUUAUUAUUCUACCUGAACGACAAAACGUUUAUGACGAAUUCUCUAAACAAGUUGUGUCUUUGAAUGAAGAUUCGGGAUCAUCCAUCAGUCGUAUAUUACCUCCAAAUUGGACACAAUCUGCUGACAGUAGUUUACGUUGUCUAGUACUUUCUAAUACUCAAGAGUAUAACUCAAUUGCCAAUGAUUUCGAUCAAACAAUGAAUGGAAGACACAUUUCGAUUCUCCGAAUUGAACGAAUCCAAAAUGUACGAUGGUUUGUACAGUACUUAGCACAUAGUCGAGAAUUCAACAAGCGAUUGAACGAAAAUACUGAAAGACGCUUGUAUCAUGGGUGCUCUCAUUCCGCAGCUGAUUCAAUUAUACAAGAUUGUUUUAAUCGAAGUUUUGCAGGAACACAUGGGGCAACGUAUGGUGUUGGUCUGUAUUUCUCAUCUAAUGCGGCCUAUAGUAGGAGAACAACUCGAGGAGAUCGUUCGGUAAGAAGUCGACCAAUAGGAUUCGAUUCCACCACAGAUGGUAACCAUAUAUUCGUCGUUUAUCAUGAUGCUCAGGCCUAUGCGGAAUAUUUAAUAACUUUCAAAUAG
Molecule: messenger RNA, 2100 nt
Organism: Adineta ricciae
Lineage: Eukaryota; Metazoa; Rotifera; Eurotatoria; Adinetida; Adinetidae
Source: the annotation of a GenBank genome assembly